Messenger RNA from Myxocyprinus asiaticus (Chinese sucker), 3235 nucleotides. Its product is annotated as limb region 1 homolog-like protein. The transcript is spliced from 16 exons. The record is from RefSeq and is a predicted model, not a curated record. The coding region runs from base 263 to 1738 and encodes 491 amino acids. Gene Ontology annotation, biological process: signal transduction; receptor-mediated endocytosis. Lineage: Eukaryota; Metazoa; Chordata; Actinopteri; Cypriniformes; Catostomidae. Gene Ontology annotation, molecular function: transmembrane signaling receptor activity.
AACAUGCUGACUCGGAGAGUUUCAUAGUGGUUACGAUUUGCCUGUUAUCAGGUAAAUUAUUAUGCGAGAAGUCUUUAUCCACCGAGAAUGAAUUUGAAGUGAAACAUGAAAAGCUUGUUGACUUUGCGACUUAAGUUGGACCAGUUGUCAAUGCAUUUUAAGGGGAAAAGCCUUCGUGUACUUUAAGUAUUUGAGCCUUAUCUACUCGGAGAAAUGUUUUACAGCUUAUAACCGAGGACUUUCCAAGACAUGUUUUCAAAGCAUGGAAAAAGACGACGUGUCGGUGAGAGAGCAACUAUUCCACGACCGAGUCCGAGAAAUCAUUAUUUGCGUGCUACUUUUCAGUUGCCUGUACAUCUUGUCCCACCUCAUUCUCACUCACUUCAAGAAGAAUGCUGAGUUUGUCACCGAUGACAUUGAGGAUGCCAUUGUCAACAGAAUUGCGCUGUGGCUGUGUACGUUCACACUCUCAGUGGCCAUGUGUGCAGUGCUGCUCUUGCCCAUCUCCAUCCUGUCCAAUGAAGUUCUGCUUACAUUUCCACAGAGUUACUACAUGCAGUGGCUCAAUGGAUCACUCAUCCACGGCUUGUGGAACCUAGUCUUCUUAUUUUCAAACCUCUCUCUGGUCUUCCUCAUGCCAUUUGCCUAUUUUUUUACUGAAUCAGAAGGGUUUGCAGGGUCUAAAAAGGGUGUUAUGGCACGGGUGUAUGAGACUGCGGUGAUGCUUCUCCUCCUCAGUUUGCUGAUACUGGGCAUUGUAUGGGUGGCAUCAGCUCUCCUCCAUCACAACACUGCCCGUGAAAGUCUUUAUGACCUGUGGGAAUAUUACCUGCCUCAUCUCUACUCUGGAAUCUCACUCUUUGGAGUUCUGCUGCUUUUGUUGUGUACACCCUUUGGGCUUUCACGUAUGUUUAGUGUCACUGGGAGCUUAUUGGUCAAGCCUCGGUUGUUGGAAAAUGUAGAGGAGACAAUGGACUGUGCAAUGUUUGAAGAGGCCUCUCUCUACAGGAAGCUGAACAGAAAUGCCUCCUGCUGGAUCAGUGUCAAAGUAAAGGCAAUCAACAAGCAAUUUUUGAGUGUGCGGGCCAAACGCAUUGCUUUAGAAUUGCGGAAGAGAGCAUCUCCAUGGCAGCGCAACCUGGGAUACCCACUUGCAAUGCUGCUGCUUUUAGCUUUAACUGUGGUGUGUGUGCUGAUGGUGUGUUUUCAUGUACUUGAACUCCUUUUUGAUGAGUCUGCUAUGCCUAGAGGAAUGGAGGACCCUCACCUGGGGCUUGCUUCUUUCUCCAUGUUUGGUUCUUUGGGAGCUGCAGUGCAGGUGGUCAUUAUCCUGUAUCUCAUGGUCUCCUCUGUCGUCGGCUUCUACAGCUCUCCACUCUUCACUGGUUUACUGCCGCAUGCACAGGACACCACCCUCACACAGAUUAUAGGGAACUGUGUGUCUCUUCUAAUACUCAGUUCAGCUCUGCCUGUCUUCUCUCGCACAUUGGGAAUCACAAGGUUUGACCUUCUUGGAGACUUUGGACGGUAUAACUGGCUCGGCAAUUUCCACAUUGUUUUCCUGUACAACAUGCUGUUUGCUGGGCUCACCUCUGCCUGCCUCAUUAACACAGUCACAUGGGCCUUACAAAGAGAACUCAUUCGUGCCUUUGGUCUCCACCAACUGCCUUUGACUGUGUCUCGAUCCACAAUCCCCCUCAAACUUCUCCUGGCCAGUGGGCUCUCAAAGAUUCACUGAAGAGCGAUCAUCUAAUUGGUCAUAUCAUUGGCUGUUGAAGGCUUUUUACCUUCUGGAGAAGGUUCUAGUUGCCCGUGUCUUUCGCCUAUUGGACCAGAACUAUGUCGUGUUCAGUCAAUCAUAGGUGAAUAGUCACCACGGCUGUGAUCUCACAGGUUGGCUGAACAUUAUACUGUAGUAUGUUGACCAAUUGGACCUCCUCGUGGGAUUCUGGUACUACAUUUUAUUGUGAAUGUGUACCGUAGUAGUAUUAAGCAUAUUACUGCAUUUUAAAACAGGAAAAAAGGGAUCUUUCUGUAGCCCUUUCUUAAUGGCAGAUCAUUGGACACCGCUUGAACAAAUGCCUUAUGAAAAAUGAACAAUGGCUUUUGACAUGUGUCCAAACAGGAGCUAUUUCAGAAGAUGACAUCACACCCAUGACCACGUUUCCUUUUCCUGGUGGUGGAAUGAGAGUGUUGAUUUCUCUCCUGGUGGGCCCCCACGCUUUCCCUUUGUAUACCACUAUUUUUAGUGUCAUCCAGCGAAUGUACUGGGGGUGCCUACUGUACUGCUGUAGGGAGCCAUUUGCAGGAUGUCCAGUCUGAUGUGUGAUAGGGUUUGUCCUCUAACUGAAGAAACUUUUUGGGGAAAGGGAUGAAAGUGGACCAGUGCUGAUCUUGUUAGAUUUUAUACUGUGUUUGAGGAAACAAAUGGGAAUAAGGUUUAAAAGAAAUUGAAAAUGUGGUUAUGCGUCUUCGGAAAGUUAAAAAAAAUUGUCAUGUAUCAUUGAUGGCUGAUGCUGGUUUCAAGCUUAAGGCCAAGUUAACUGUGAAUGUUUGGGGUUUUCCCUGUAUUUGUUAUUCCAUAUGUGAAUCUUUAAUGUGCAAUAUGGUAUUAUGUAAAGUGAACAUCAUUAUACAAAUCUAACUUCAUUUGUUCAGAUGGCCAAUUGAGGCAGGUUUGUGUCAGUGGUGUCUGUACUGAUUAAAGGGAAAGUUCCCUUUAAUGAGGGUGAGUUAAUGAUGAUAGACUUUUCAUUUUUGGGUGGACUAUCUCUUUAAGAACACCCAGAUUGGGAAGUAAGGUCAAUGUUUGGCUAGUUUGGACCUUUUUAGGUUAAGCAGCAUAGAGGGACAAUCAACACACAUGUCCAUUUCCUCUUUCAUGGACACUAGGGUGCUGUGAUUAAGAUAAACGGGUCUUUCUAAAUUCGAUAAUCACUCAUUAUUGUUUUUUUUAUGGUGCAGUAUUAUUUAUGGUGUACACAUUCAAUUUAUUGAUCACUUUUAUUUGUACAGUUCUAUUUAUAUACAUAUUUUUUCUGUACCAGCAACAUUUUAAACAAAUCUCUUUCAGGUGGUGGCCAGUAGGAGACAGUAUGUCAAAAUGCAUUAUGUAUUAGCUCUCUAUACCUCAGUAUUUUGGGAUCUUUCUUAAUCAGUUUCUCUCUUAAGUCCAAGCAUACAUUGUAGCUUUCUCAUUUUAAAACCUGAUACUUUUAUAAAUCAAACUAUGAUA